Molecule: messenger RNA, 3014 nt
Organism: Conger conger (European conger)
Lineage: Eukaryota; Metazoa; Chordata; Actinopteri; Anguilliformes; Congridae
Product: RING finger protein 122
Exons: 6
Coding region: 396-863 (155 amino acids)
Source: RefSeq, a predicted model, not a curated record
CCGGGCAAUUGCCAAAUUGUCUCCGUUACUGUGACGAAGAGAUAGGCGAAGCCAAGACGGGAAACUUUGUGUUUUUUUUUUCAUUUGUUUUAAAGAAACGAGUGACUGCUAUUUUCACAAUUUAGAUGUUACUUCGUAAUCGCCUCUACACAAACUUUACUUAAGGCUAUGGUAUAUCGAUAUGUGUGGAUUGGCUACAUAAUAACACGGGGAGAUGUUUAAAUUCCGGUAAUCCUAGUUUAUUAUGUGUCGUUUUCCCGAGCGCUGGUGAGGGAUACGCAUUCACACAGCACUUGGUGUGAACGUUGCAAACCGAACACUCGACGGACUGGAGCGUCGGUUCAUUGUUUAUAAACACUGAUAUUCUCCCUCCAAGAAAACCAUCGGCUUUAUUGAUGCACCCGUUUCAGUGGUGUAACGGGUGCUUCUGCGGUCUGGGCCUGAUUUACUCCAAUAAAUCCUGCACCAUGCCCCCCAUCACCUUCCAGGACCUGCCCCUCAACAUCUACAUGGUCAUCUUCGGCACCGGCAUCUUCGUCUUCGUCCUGAGCCUGAUCUUCUGCUGCUACUUCAUCAGCAAGCUGAGACACCAGGCCCAGAGCGAGAGGUUUGGAUACAAGGAGGUUAUAUUGAAAGGAGAUGCCAAGAAACUAAAUCUUCAUGGGCAGACGUGUGCCGUUUGCCUGGAGGAUUUCAAAGUGAAAGAUGAACUCGGAGUGUUGCCAUGCCAACAUGCCUUCCACAGGAAGUGUCUGGUGAAGUGGCUGGAGGUGAGGUGCGUGUGCCCGAUGUGUAACAAGCCCAUCGCCGGGCCGCCCGAGCCGCACCAGAGCAUCGGUACCCUGCUGGACGAGCUGGUGUAACCGCCGGCCCUCAGAGAGAAAGCUCUGCCCAACACACGACACCCGUGGAGAAAUCUCUGCCCAACACACGACAACCGUGGGGAAAUCUCUGCCCAACACACGACAACCGUGGGGAAAUCUCUGCCCAACACACGACAACCGUGGGGAAAUCUCUGUCCAACACACGACACCCGUGGGGAAAUCUCUGCCCAACACACGACAACCGUGGGGAAAUCUCUGCCCAACACACGACACCCGUGGGGAAAUCUCUGCCCAACACACGACACCCAUGGAGAAAUCUCUGCCCACCACACGACAACCGUGGAGAAAUCUCUGCCCAACACACGACAACCGUGGGGAAAUCUCUGCCCAACACACGACAACCGUGGGGAAAUCUCUGCCCAACACACAACACCCGUAGAUAAAUCUCUGCCCAACACACAACACCCGUGGAGAAAUCUCUGCCCAACACAUGAUGCAGUGCUAUGGGACUCCUCAGCCCACACGCCCUUCUGCCCGCGAUGACGUCCCGUCUGUCUCAGAAGGACUUGCUACCGAUUCAGAACAAAACAGAAGUGAAGCGCCCGGAAAAACAUCAGAGUGAGGGAAUUCUUUCCCCGUAAUGAGAGCGACUGGGGAUCCGUCUGCCAGACUCUUGGUGUAGCGUUGGGUGUGAAAGGAGGGGGAUCGUGCGUCUGUGUGGCAUACUUUAUGUGGGCUGGAGGCGCCGGGCUUGAUCCAACGUGAGGGUUGCUUUCUACUUUUGUUAUUUAUGUGAAAUGGACCAGGGCUAAUGCUAAUACAUUUGAAACAAUGUUUACAAGAUCUUCUAGCACAAACCACUCCGCGUCAAAGAAAAGUGACUUCAAAAUUUUUUUUGAAGCCUUUUUGUUUGAUAGCCCUUAACCAACAAUUUUAUUUCGUAUUCAGAUUGUAAAUCUGACUGAAAUGCAAGCCAAGUGUGUACUUUUGGCAUCUCGGUUGCUUACUGAGAUGUAAAUUUUUAUUCAAAGUAAAAUGGUCAAAUUUUACAUUUUUAGACUUUCUUGCAUUUGCACUGUAAAUCUUCCAUGUGUCCGGAAGCCAGUGUUCCAUGAAUCCCAUCAAGUGUUUUCAGGUAAAAUCCCAGAGAAUGAGAGAACAAAAACCAUAAGGUGACCAAUGGGCACAAUAUCCAGAGCCCCAUCUGUGGUACACAACGAUGCCCUUUCGAUGGGGUUUUAAGUGAAGAGACUGGAGAUGGAGCUUGCAUUGAUGUUCUGUGACUAAAGGGGAUGUAAGAGUCUCAGUCUUUGAGACUGAUGGUGUCAAUGUGAGUGUUAUCAAAACUGGCUUUUAAAUCUGUGCAUCAUUUUGAUGUUGACUCUAAAUGUUUUCUUCUUAAGUGUCACACCCUGUAUUUUAUUCACAGUCAAACAGGUGAAUAGUGAAAUUGCUGAUCUGCUGCUAAUAAGCAAACACUGCCCAGGUAGAGCACAGAAUUCACUGUUUCAAAGGGGUAUUUCUACUGUUACCAAGUUGUAAGUUAGGUGAUGUAUUUAUAUGUUAGUAAAGGAUGACUUGCCAUGUACAUUAGCAGCAUACAGAAUGAACAGUUUUAUAUGUGGUUGCUUACAGCAGUGUGGUCAUAAUCAGAGAUCAAUUGGUUGAGCCAAAUGGGAAGUUCUUUAAAAGGGAUCUAUUGAUAUAUUAUUUAAUCUAUUGUGAUAACCAAUACCUUCCACCUCACUCCAAAAUGCCAACCAUUAUGAAUGUGAAUUCAUAAAAUGACCAGAUAGUUUAAGGUGUAGUUUAUGAAGUAAAUGUAGGUACUGAACAGUGGCUAAACUGCCAACCACAAUCCUGGAAAAGCAAAGUGUCUUCUAUUUAGCUUUAUUAUUAACUGUACAUACUUGUACCUUUAUACUCUUAGAAUUGCAAUCCCUGGUGUAUUCAGUUCUCCAGAGAUUUACAGAUAACCCAGAAAAUAUGCAAGAUUGGGAAUCCCCAUGAUUGUGGUUGGCCCUUCAAAAGGAAAUGACACUGAUCAACACUAUGACAUGUAUAUAUGUACUUAGAGAUGUCAAGGAAAAUGGCAAUACCCACCAGCAAAGUGCCUGAAGUUUAUAAUGCAUGCAUUUUUGUGUCAACCUUACCUGGCCAUACAGAGAAAUAAAAUGUAAGACUGCAAAA